GUAAUAUUUCAUCAAAAGUAAUAUUUCCUUUUUAAGGGUAAAAGCCAUGAGAUGAAAAAUGAGUUCAAGUUUGGUAAAAUAAUAUCAUUACUAUAAAGACUACAAUUCCUAGUUUUUUCGCUUUCGUUUCUCACUUCUCACGCCUCAUUCCUUGCUCUUCCUCUAUAAAUUCACCAAAACCUUCUUCACUAAACUAAGCAAUACUAGUCUUUCUUCCUCCUCCUCCUUUACUAUCUUAUUUCUUCCCACAUUGAUUGAAUCAAAAUUAGAAUCCCCUACACAACUCAAAAAUACAAACUAAAAGAUAAUCAAAAUGAACGAGUUCUGGACAACGUUAGCAUCGGUAAUGGGGGUGUGGGCAUUUUUUCAGAGCAUCCUCCACGCCGUCUUCCCGCCGGAGCUCAGGUUCGCGUCCCUCAAGCUCUUCCACCGCCUCUUCAACUGGGUCUCCUCCUACUGCUACUACGACAUCACCGAGAUCGACGGCGUCAACACCAACGAGCUCUACAACGCGGUCCAGCUCUACCUCAGCUCCUCUGCCUCCAUCACCGGAAACCGCCUCAGCCUCACCAGGGGACUCAAUUCCAGCGCGAUUACCUUCGGCCUCUCCAACAACGACCGCCUCUUCGAUUCCUUCAAAGGGGUCACCGUCCUUUGGGAACACAUAGUCACACAGCGGCAGGCCCAGACAUUCUCCUGGCGGCCGUUGCCGGAGGAGAAGAGGGGGUUCACUCUGCGGGUGAAGAAGAAAGACAAGGCGGUUAUUCUGGGUUCCUAUUUGGAUUUCGUGAUGGAAAAAGCGGUGGAAAUCCGUAGGAACAAUCAGGAUAGGCUGCUUUACACCAAUUCACGUGGGGGCUCACUUGAUUCCAGAGGCCAUCCUUGGGAAUCCGUACCUUUUAAGCAUCCUUCCACUUUCGAGACUCUGGCUAUGGAUCCUGUGAAAAAGUCCGAAAUCAUGGCGGAUUUGAAAGAUUUCGCUAAUGGGGAGUCUUUUUAUCAGAAAACCGGCCGGGCUUGGAAGAGGGGUUAUUUAUUGUACGGGCCUCCCGGCACCGGAAAGUCCAGUAUGAUAGCUGCUAUGGCGAAUUUCUUGGGUUAUGAUAUUUAUGAUCUUGAGCUGACUGAAGUUCAUACUAACUCUGAAUUGAGGAAAUUGCUGAUGAAGACUAGCUCCAAGUCUAUUAUUGUGAUUGAGGAUAUUGAUUGUUCCAUUAAUUUGACUAACAGGAAGAAGAGCGGUAACUCCGGUGGCGGUGGAAGGUCUAAUAGUUUCGAUGGGGCGCCUCCUCCGGGGUCCGGCAAUGGCGGUGAGGAUGGUGGGAAUUCGAUUACGCUUUCCGGGCUAUUGAAUUUCACUGAUGGAUUAUGGUCUUGUUGUGGGAGUGAGAGGAUUUUUGUGUUCACAACGAAUCACAUUGAGAAGCUUGAUCCUGCUCUGCUUCGGAGUGGGAGGAUGGACAUGCACAUUUUCAUGAGCUACUGUAGUUUCCCGUCGUUGAAGAUUCUGUUGAAGAAUUAUCUGGGCUAUGAAGAUGGUGAUCUGGAGAAGGAUUUGGAAACGGAGUUGAAAGAAGUGAUGGAUAAGGCAGAAAUGACACCAGCUGAUAUCAGUGAGCUGUUGAUCAAGAACAGACGUGAUAAAGUAAGAGCUGUUUGGGAAUUAUUGGAGGCUUUGAGAGCAAAAGCUGAGAAGAAAUCAAGAGGGGUGAAUUCUACAGUAGCUGAAGAAGAAGAGGAGCAAGAGAAAAGGGCAUUGGUGGAGAGUCCAAAGGAGGAAGAUGAAGAAGCUGCAUUUAGCAAAUGUGAUCAAAUUAACAAUGCUGAUCACAAUGAUGAAGUUGAAGAGAAGAUCAAGUAGUAAUAUGGUUGGCCUCUUUUUCUUUUUUAUUUUUGGUGCAAUUAUUCUUCAUCAUCAUCCUUCCUAUUUUUGGGGCCCUUUUUAUCUCCUUAGAUACUACCAUUCACUGGAAUGAAGGGCAUUUAUGUGUUCUGUAAAUUACAUUGUUGAAAAAGGAGUUAUGUGGGAGGAGAUUGAAACAUCCAUUACAAGGGGAUAAUUGGGGAAGGAAAUUAAGGGUACUUUUGAAUAGAUGAUCAUUGAAGCUCAUUAUUUUGUCCACUGUGAGGUUAUCCAUCAUCUAUCAUGAUUAGUAGUUAGUGAAGAUUAAUAAUGACAAUUAUCCUAAUAAUGUUAUUAUGAUCGAUGAUCUAGAAUCUAGGUCAUUUGGUUGAUCAAAUGCUUCUGUCUUUUUGUUAGUAACAUCGUUCUUCUAAUAAGCUGUAAUUCUUUAAAAGCUUUCCUAAUAGGAUUGGUUGGUUUUAAUUAAAAGGUUAUUGAAAGAUGGAGAACUCUCACUGAUUACAAAAUCAAAAUGAUAUGUUCCCAAAAUAUAAUUUUUAUGGAAUAUAAUAGCUUAAUAAAUCUAGACUUUGGUCUGCUUUAAAAGUCAAAAUAGGGGUCUCAUGUUCACAUGGUAUAAAACUAAAAAUUUAGUGGGUUAGAUACUCAUAAAAUCAGAGAUCUCCUAUAUAUAUAUAUGUUUGCUGUUGAACUGUGGUUUUUUUUUUUUGCUUUUUGUGUACUUGCACAAAGGUUAGCUGGAAGUGAUGCAGAGUACACCCUGCGGGCACAUGGGAUUGGAUGUUAGUUCACUGAUUGGAGAUGUCUUUUGGAAUGUAGUCUUGAAUUGUUAGAGAUUCAGCAGAGCACCUUUGGCCAAUUACAUAAAGUUUUGCUUUAUAAUUUGAGGAGGGGCUUUGGCAAUGAAAUGAAUGGUUAAAAAGGACAGUCAUUCUUUUGCCUUAAUAUUCUAUUCCAAAACGUGGGCAGAUGUUUUACACUUGACGGGUUUCAAUUCGUGUAUGUUUCAGUAAUCACUCCCUGGAUUUCGUUAGCUUCCUGUGGGCUGAGAGUAAGAUGGUGAUAGUUGUGUUUAUAAUUAUAUGCUCAAAUCAAAUUUUAC
Molecule: messenger RNA, 2966 nt
Organism: Oldenlandia corymbosa var. corymbosa
Lineage: Eukaryota; Viridiplantae; Streptophyta; Magnoliopsida; Gentianales; Rubiaceae
Source: the annotation of a GenBank genome assembly